Molecule: messenger RNA, 1102 nt
Organism: Carcharodon carcharias (great white shark)
Lineage: Eukaryota; Metazoa; Chordata; Chondrichthyes; Lamniformes; Lamnidae
Gene: zfpl1
Product: zinc finger protein-like 1
Exons: 7
Coding region: 114-1091 (325 amino acids)
Cellular component (GO): Golgi apparatus
Source: RefSeq, a predicted model, not a curated record
CCCCUGACAUCAUCACUGUGCGUCGGCAACCCGGAAGAGACGUGGCAAGGGCCGAGUAAUCGGGAGAAUCGGCGGCGGCGGCUCUGAGGCCUCGGGGCCCACAGGCUCCAGCCAUGGGGUUGUGUAAAUGCCCCAAGCGCCGGGUCACCAACCUGUUCUGCUAUGAGCACCGAGUUAAUGUGUGUGAACACUGCCUCAUCUCCCGGCAUUACAAGUGCGUUGUUAUGUCAUACCUACAAUGGCUCCAAGACAGCGAUUAUAAUUCCAACUGUAGCCUGUGCAAUACUCCGCUCACAGAUGAGGACACUAUCCGGCUAGUUUGCUACGAUAUCUUCCACUGGUCCUGUUUGAACAAGAUGGCUGCGCAGCUGCCAAAGAACACAGCCCCGGCUGGUUAUCAGUGCCCGAUGUGCAAGGGUCCGGUCUUCCCUCCGGCCAACACGGUCAGUCCGGUGGCCAGUGUCCUGAAGGAGAAGCUGUCCACGGUGAAUUGGGCGCGCGCCGGGCUGGGCCUCCCACUGAUUGAAGAAAUCCAGCCCUCUCAGGACCAAGAGUCACUCGAUAGCACAGACUACGCUGAUUGGUCAGCCCUGCCCGAUCCCGGCUCGGACGAUUCUGGCACCCGGCCCCAGUCGUACCCCUCGAGCACCGGCUUCACGCCGCUGCAGGAUUACGGGACAGACUUAAACAACGGGGGUGUGAAGGAGGCGCACUCGGUGGUGAAUAUGAUGCCGGACAACGAGUCCAUCACCCUGACCACAGGAAGCUCCCUGGCGUCCUCGCCUCGAAAGAUUUACGACACCAUCGCUCGCGACACGGCGAAACCGGCCGCCACGCAGAUUGAUUUCGAUGACGACAAGUACCGACGGCGCCCAGCGCUCAGCUGGUUUGCACGAUGGUUCAAGAACGCCAGCGGAUCGAGGAAGCGGCCGCUCUCGAGGUUCCAGCGGUUCACCGUCAUCCUGCUGCUCGGAGCGCUGGGCUUCCUGACUCUGCUCGUCGUCAUGUCAAAGCUUGGCCGGGCGGCCGUGGAGAACGACCCCAACUGGGAUGUGCUGCAGAACCCGCACAUCCAGGUGGGGGCGGAUUAGAACUCGGGGGG